AUGCCAUCCGACUCCACAUCACAGUCAGAGCAGGCUCACCAGCGCGGCAGCAGCAACAAAACCUACCAGCACCAGACUGUCGACUCGACGCUCAAUGCACAUACACCUCGUCUGCAAUCUUCCUUCACGCAACAUCAACCUCUUCAGCACACUCCUGGAUCCUCGGACUGCGCAAUUCCUGACAGUCCCCGCACCUCUGCACGAAGGCCUUGUCCAUUGAGUCCAGAUCGGUCAGGUAUCCCCUUUCGAUCCGAUUAUAGCCCGGACUUGGCAUUGACAGCGAGUACGGCUCGUGCGAGCAGCAGCAGCGAUCUGGCACUGUUCAGCUCGGACGAUCAGCUGGAUUUGGGACCGCGCAGGAGUGGAGGUAGCAGUUACAAGCGAGCCAGAACGGCAAGCCCUGCAACAACUGAAGAGUUGGAGGCAGAAGCAGAAGUCGAAGCUGGUGCAGGAUCCGAUUUCGCAGAUUCGGAAGGGAAUAGCGUUACGAGCGGUACGGCUGCUCGAACCAGACUACCCACUCCGCUUCGGGUCGGCUUCGCCAAGCAAUCUAUCGGCUCCAUUGCUCCUUCACCAGCAUCUACUCCCCCGUUUCACUCCUCCACUAGAAGCUCCAAUUUGGUGUCUCGCAUGUCACCGGACGAUCAACCUUCGCGCGCUCACCUUACCAGUGAGGACGUCGAAAUGGCUGACGAUCAAAGCGCACCCCUCGCAGCUUCAAGUGCACAACCUCCCAGCACACUUCCGACCAUCGAGGGUUCGCUUCCCACCUACACCGAUGCCAUGCAGCAAAGCGUCAGCUGUCACACUCCUGCAGAGCCCGGCACGCCAGCAGAAGGUACACGCGCGGAAGAGUUGAGGAAAAUAAAAAAAUCGGCUGAAGAGCCUUUAGCGGAGGGUCAGAGAUGGUAUCUCAUUGAUGCUACUUGGUGGGCUGCUUGGCAGGCAUAUUGUUCUGCGGAAAGCAGUGCACCGGCUCAGCCUCUGGGAGAAGCGAUCGACUCGUCUCGUGUGGGCACCAAGCCGGGUCCCAUCUCUGCUCGCUCAUUGUUGGAUGUUGAGGAGGAAAUGAAGCUGCAGCUCUUCGAGGGAAGCGACUUUGUGCUCUUGCCCGAGACUGCCUACGCAUCUCUAUCCACCUUGUGAGUGCAGUCUGCCAGUUAGCUCGCUCAAUCUGCUCCUCACUGAACCCUGUUGCGAAAUUGCGCAAUCAGAUAUGGGGAAGCAGGGCCGCAAGUCGUACGAGAAGUGAUCAAAGGGGCUGCUUCAGAGCUGCGCAUAGAGCUAUACCCCCCGCGCCUGUACCUAUAUCGACUCGCCACUCCGGCAACCUUGCAGAGCUCAGCUCGCCCGCCCGUCAAGAUCACCUUGUCCGUGACGUCCAACGUCAGUCAGCUCAAAUUCGCAGCAAAGCGAGCCUUCUUGAGCGAAAAUUUGCCCGAUCAUGCUGUCCGCUUUUGGCGCAUCCCUGCUACUGCGUUUGGCAAUGCGCAGACGACUGAGCCGGUGCUGGUCGAUGCCGACACGUUGAAGACGCCAGGCGUGGAGCUAGUACGCGCAUCUGAAGAUGCUCAGACUCGCACACGGCCCAGUCUAGCGGAGCUGCAACUGGACGAGCCUGUCAUUCACCUCGCGGUCGAGUCGCAGUCGGAGCGAGGUGCCUGGCAUUUCGGCGCAGACGGAGUUCCGGUGGCUGUUGCUCCUUCGGUCAAGAAUAUCUUUGCCCAACAGCCCAAUCAGGAUUACCUUUCGCAGAGAUUCGGUCAGGCCUCUGCUUCUGGUGCGGCUGCUGCAUCCACAAGCAACACCUCUGCUCCGCCUGCGCCGCCUCCUCGACCUACGAGCUCAGCUGGGCGCGUAACUCGAUCGCAGACGGCUCAAGACAGAGCAAAUGCGGCGGGCCUUGGCUCUUAUGGUCUCACGGGUCUUUACAAUCUGGGCAACACCUGCUUCAUGGCAUCGGCGCUGCAAUGCAUGUCCAACACGAAGGAGCUGAAGGAGUAUUUUGUCCGAGGAGUGUACAAGGAAGAGAUCAACACGGACAAUCCCCUCGGCAUGGGAGGUGCGGUAGCGCGAGCCUUUGGAGAAUUAUUGCUCAAGCUGUGGUCCAGCUCUAGAGGAUCUGCUGUACACCCCCGCGAAUUCAAACAGACCCUGGCUAGGUUCGCGCCGCAAUUCUCUGGCUUUGCUCAGCAAGACACGCAGGAGCUGUUAGCUUUUUUGCUGGACGGAUUGCACGAAGAUCUCAAUAGAGUCAAGAAGAAGCCUUACAUUGAGGCGCCCGAUUGGGAAGGUGGAGAUGAAAAGGCCAUGAUCGCUUUCGCAAAGAGACAGUGGGAGAUAUACAAGAUGCGAAACGACUCGGUCAUCGUGGACUUGUUCCAGGGUCAAUACAAGAGCACGCUCGUCUGUCCAGAGUGCAGCAAGGUGCGUUCAUUUGCGUGGUUUGCAAGCUUUCCAUGCGCGUAGAGGGCUUUGUGCUGAGCUAGCCCGCGUACCUUUUUACAUCUCUCCCCUCCCAGGUCUCUAUCAAGUUCGACCCGUUCAUGUAUCUGACCCUCCCCAUUCCGAACCGAAAAAAGAUCAUCCGUAAAGUCUUUGUUCGGCCCUUCGCGAGCACUCGGCCUACGUAUGAGGUGAGCGGGGCAUUAGUAUGACAUGCUGCUUGUCCGGGUUGUGCGCUCACAUUCUUGUCUUCUCCAUGAUCUCGUCUUUCGAUCAGGUUGAGGUUGCUGGUCCUGCGGAAUUAACAUUUGGCCAGACGAAGACAAAGCUGGCCGAGUGGCUUGGCUUGGAUACGAACCGGGUAAGUUCGGUUUGGCCUGAGUCGUCUUGUAUACUUGGGAAACCUCGCUGAGCAAGUCAACCUGCCCUUGCUCCUUUUCCCCUCCCCUCUCCCUUUUAUUGCCCCUCAGCUGUUCUGCGUCGACAUCUUCAAUCAGCAAAUUUUCAACUUCAUUCCGGACUACACACCACUGAGCAGCAUCACAGACAAUGACUUUAUGACGUUCUACGAGCUAGGGGCCGAAUUCAAGCAUCCGACGCGAGAGGCGCUCGAGUCUGGUAAUGCAGGUUGGAACAAAAGCAAGGAGGCGGGUCCGGCUCCGCGUGAAGAGUACGCCACCCUUCCCAUCUACCGCAUAGCUUCCUCGAGCGGCCGGGCGAGAUAUCCAGAUGCCGUGGGCUUGCCUGUCUUUGUCACCAUCCCAAAAGCCCACGCGAACGACGUCGACUUUAUUCGGGACGCAAUUCUGGAUCAGUAUUGCACGUAUGCUACACCAGAAGGAAGGGAUAUCUUGGAGGCCCACAUGUCAUCCUCGGGCAGCCAAGAUGCUGUGACAGCGAAGCGCGAUGCUGACGAAGCCAGCCCUUCGGAAUUGCAUGAGCAGCAAACGUCAAAUGCAGAGCAAGACGUUGUGCAGCACGUCGAUCUUUCAUUGUCGCGACAAAACCCUCCAGAUCAAGUGGCAGAGAUCACCUCUGAUGGAGUCAGGAUGGUACCUGAUUCGUCGACGAGCGCUGAAGUCAAACAAGCUUCAGAGCAAGACUCACGCAAUGCCCAACGGCCCGCUCGGCGGCUCUUCAAGAUGACAUUCUUGAAUCGACUGGAGGACAAUGCUCCGAUGCCCAAGAAGCCCGGCAGUCUGGACGAUGGUGAAGAGCUCGAAGCUCGAGCCAAGCGUCUCUCGGAGCGAGUGCCCACCGCCAGCGAGGUGCCUUUGGAGGAUGCAAGCGACGGAGGCGCCCCGUUCGCCAGUCGCAAGCCGGAUCCGGAAAUCGAAGUCGACGGGCAGGGAACCAUUUGGCCCCUUGUGUACACAGGUGGAGCAGUCGUGUGCUCAUGGCCCGAAGCGGCAUACCGCGCAGUCUUUGGGGGGGAAACGACCAAUCAAAAGGUCCCGUGGGGACCUCACGAAACGUUCACGGACCCCAACCUCGUGGCGGAACGAGAGGCAGCUCAAGCCAGCGGUGGCCCUCCAAAGCCCAAGUUGGUGACCAUCGAAGACUGCCUCGACGAAUUUACAAAGGAAGAAAAGCUGGGCGCAGAAGACCCAUGGUAUUGCCCCUCGUGCAAAGACUUCCGCCAAGCCGCGAAGAAGUUCGACCUUUGGAAAGUGCCGGACAUUCUGGUGGUGCAUCUGAAACGAUUCAGCGCAGGCCGAAUGCAGUCACGCGACAAAAUUGAGAAUCUCAUCGACUUUCCCAUCGAGGGUCUCGACCUCACUGAACGAGUAGAGGGCGCCCUGUCUGUUCGUAAUCUUGAGGCGCGGGGAGAAGAGGUGCCGAGCGUCAUGAACAUGGCGGAGAGCAUCGAAAGCCUGGCUAGCGAUGCCAAUGACGAUGCGGUCGCAGCCGACGCGCCCAUAUACGACCUCUAUGCUGUCGAUAACCACUUUGGCGGUCUGGGAGGUGGACACUACACUGCCUACGCCAAGAACCCCGACGAUGGUCAGUGGCACUACUUUGACGAUUCGAGCGUCACUCCUGUCGCGGACCCAGAGUCUGUCAAGACAAAAGCCGCAUACUUGUUGUUCUAUCGAAGACGGACCACCAGACCAAUUGGCGGAAAGUCGCGCGAAAAGACCGAGAUCGCUUCUAGUCGCGCGCAAAGCGAGGCGGUCGAGGAAGUCCAAGCAGACGGAAACGACGACGCCCUUGUGAGCUCAACACGGGCAGGUCCUAGCAGACAGCCACAUAAUUGGAGCGACAGCGAUGACGAAAUGUCUAACAACAAUUCUACGCUGCCCUACAGUGGUCAGCAAGGCGGCUUCACGCGAAGAUCUGAGCCUGGCACGCCAUCUCCUCCUGCGCCAGAGUACGAGCCGUGGUCUCAAGGCGGCGCGAAUCGAUCUUGGGCUCGAGAGUUGGACAACGACACGUGGAGCAAUGGGCCUGCAUCGAGUCGGAACAGCUCACCCGCGUCCCCGAACGCCGACUGGGGAUCGACGCCGGCAAAGCAAGGCGACGCUAUUUCGCCGCUCGGAGAUCCCAUGUGUCAAAGCAUCACUCUUUCACACCCGCCAGAGACUGAAAGUAAUGCCAAGGCCGCCGUCGAGGAGCUGCCGCCCUAUACAGAUGACGUUGUGCUUCCUGCCGACGAAAAGCAAGCUUGA
Ceraceosorus bombacis is the source of this 5114-nucleotide messenger RNA. NCBI's taxonomy places the organism in Eukaryota, Fungi, Basidiomycota, Exobasidiomycetes, Ceraceosorales, Ceraceosoraceae. The record is from the annotation of a GenBank genome assembly.